Messenger RNA from Pseudocercospora fijiensis CIRAD86, 1851 nucleotides. RefSeq lists its product as uncharacterized. The record is from RefSeq and is a predicted model, not a curated record. The transcript has a single exon. NCBI's taxonomy places the organism in Eukaryota, Fungi, Ascomycota, Dothideomycetes, Mycosphaerellales, Mycosphaerellaceae. Bases 1 to 1851 code for a protein of 616 amino acids. Gene Ontology annotation, molecular function: oxidoreductase activity. Gene Ontology annotation, biological process: carotenoid biosynthetic process.
AUGGCCGAAAAGCCACGCCAAAAGACCGCCAUCAUCAUCGGCGCAGGAGUCGGAGGAGUCUCCACAGCCGCCCGCCUAGCUAAAGCAGGCUUCAAAGUCACCGUCCUCGAGAAGAACUCCUUCACCGGAGGCCGCUGCAGUCUAAUCCACUACAACGCGAACGCCCACGACACUUCUUCCUCCUCCACCUACCGUUUCGACCAAGGUCCCUCCCUCCUCCUCCUCCCCCACCUCUUCCACCGCACCUUCCACGACCUCGACACAAGCCUCGAAUCCGAAGGCGUGCACCUCCUAAAAUGCGAGCCAAACUACGCCAUCUGGUUCGGCGACGGCCAAAACUUCCAAAUGUCCAGCGACCUAGCGCUCAUGAAACGCGAAAUCGAAAAAUGGGAAGGCAAAGCCGGAUAUUCAAGAUUUCUGCAGUACCUCAGUGAAGGGCAUCGACAUUACGAACUUUCGGUCGAACAUGUUUUGUUAAAGAACUUUACGAGUUUGGGGAGUAUGUUGAGGUGGGAGUUUUUGAAGAGGUUGUUUGAGUUGCAUCCUUUUGAGAGUAUUUGGGGAAGAGCGAGGAAGUAUUUUUGGAGCGAGAGGUUGAGGAGGGUUUUUACGUUUGGGAGUAUGUAUAUGGGUAUGUCGCCGUUUGAGGCGCCGGGGACGUAUAGUUUGUUGCAGUAUACCGAGUUGGCGGAGGGGAUUUGGUAUCCGGUUGGAGGGUUUCAUAGAGUUGUGGAGGCGCUGGUGAGGGUUGGGGAGAGGUUGGGGGUGGAGUAUCGAUUGGAUACGGCGGUGGAGAGGAUUUGGUUGAGUGAGGAUGGAGGGAAGGUUAAAGGGGUGGUGCUGGGGGAUGGCGCGAAAUUGGAGGCUGAUGUGGUGGUGAAUAAUUCGGAUCUGGUCUACGCGUAUGAGAAUCUCUUGCCUGAAAGUGAGUAUGCGGAAAGUUUGAAGAGUCGGCCGGGAAGUUGUAGUAGUAUAUCUUUCUACUGGGCUUUGGAUCGACAAGUCCAAGAGUUGGGAGCACAUAACAUCUUCUUGGCUGAUGAGUACCGCGAAAGCUUCGACAGCAUUUUCAAACGACAUCUCAUCCCAGACGAACCGAGUUUCUACGUCAACGUCCCAAGCCGAAUCGAUCCUACCGCAGCUCCCGAAGGCAAAGACAGCAUCGUCGUCCUCGUCCCGGUCGGCCACCUCAUCGAAGACAACCAAACUUCUACACCUACCUCCCCAAAAACCACAACCAAAACCCAAGACUGGCCCUCCAUGAUCUCCCUCGCCCGAAAAACCAUCCUCUCCACAAUCACCUCCCGCACAGGCGUCGACAUCACCCCUAACAUCCUGCACGAACUCUCCAACGACCCUUCCACCUGGAAACAAACCUUUAAUCUCGACCGCGGCGCAAUCCUCGGUCUUUCACAUUCUUUCUUCAAUGUCCUGUGCUUCAGACCUACAACCCGAGCUCGAAGACCGAAUCCUCUCACAGACAAGUACGUGGCGAAAUUAGGUGUGGUGGGUCGUGUGUUGGAGGUUGUCAUAGAUUUUUUUCGGGGGAGAAAUAGGGAUGUACAGGGUUUGUAUAUGGUUGGGGCGAGUGUGCAUCCGGGAACGGGUGUGCCGAUUUGUUUGGCUGGUGGGGGGUUAGUUGCGAGGCAGGUUUGUGAGGAUUUUGGGGUUGAGGUUCCGUGGGCGCAGCAUAGUGAGAGGGGAGGGGAGAGGGUGGGGAGACUUGAUCGCUUGGAGAGGCCGGUUUGGGUGGAUAGUUGGGAGCAGUGGGUUGGGAUUUUGCUGGUGCUUGCGGUUGGGCCUUGGGUGUUUUGUAUUUUGGGGUUGUGGUGGGGAGGAAGGGGUCAUUGA